AAGAAACAGACCAAUAAUUAUCACCCUACAACUACAAAUUCCUAUUGCUCCUAACGUACAAACCAGAACAAGUUUAGUUCUCUCUACCAACCGUCUCUGUACCUCAAUCGCCCUUGUCCUGAGCUGACUCAGUGCCAGACACACGCAAUGAGUCAGGAAUCGUUCAUAUACAGUUUCGUUUCCCGAGGCACUGUGAUCCUUGCGGAGUACACCGAGUUCACUGGUAACUUCCCAGCCAUUGCAGCUCAGUGCCUUCAAAAAGUCCUUGCCUCAAACAGCAAGUUCAUCUAUAACUGUGACGGCCACACUUUUAACUUUCUCGUCGAGGAUGGCUAUGCUUACUGUGUUGUUGCCAAAGAAUCUGUUGGCAAGCAGAUACCUGUUGCAUUCUUGGAACGGGUGAAGGCAGACUUUAAGAAAAGAUAUGGGGGUGGUAAAGCAGAUACAGCUAUGGCCAAAAGCCUUAACAAGGAGUUUGGACCAAUAAUGAAAGAGCACAUGAAGUAUAUUGCUGACGAUGCUGAGAAGUUGUUGAAAGUGCAGGCUCAAGUUGUAGAAGUUAAAAAUAUUAUGAUGGGUAAUAUUGACGAGGCUAUUGGUAGAGGGGAUCGCCUAACUAACAUUUCUCAAAAGGCCGAACACCUACGUAGCGAGGCCGAAGGAUACAAAAAACAUUCAACACAAAUCAAACGGAAGCUGUGGUAUCAAAACAUGAAAAUCAAGUUGGUUGUUCUUGGAAUCUUAUUAAUUCUGGUUCUGAUAAUCUGGCUUUCUAUUUGCCAUGGGUUUGAUUGCACCAACUAGUAGAACUUUUCCUCAGUAUACAGAAAUGCAAAAAAAAAUUACAGACAUCGAUCUAACAAUUUGUGCGAAUGAAACCAUCUUCUGUAACUUGGAUACAUCAGCAAAAUCACGAGUAAAAUUAUGCUUAGAAGGAUGGUCCAGAAAUUUGCAAGUUGGUGCAGGUCUUCUUCUACUUUUAUUUUUAUUUUUAUUUAUUUUUAUUAUUUUUUUAGAGAGAGCGAGAGAGAGUGAGAGCUACGUCAUGUUGGUCUUGUCAAAUAUACGGUGAUAUGUUGUUUAUUAUUCUAAUAUAGCAAGUAUUUGUGAUAUGUUGUUUAUUAUUCUGGACAAUUUUAGUGAUUUUUUUUCAUUA
Messenger RNA from Quercus robur (English oak), 1156 nucleotides. Its product is annotated as vesicle-associated membrane protein 724. The record is from RefSeq and is a predicted model, not a curated record. The transcript is spliced from 5 exons. Gene Ontology annotation, cellular component: membrane. Lineage: Eukaryota; Viridiplantae; Streptophyta; Magnoliopsida; Fagales; Fagaceae. The coding region runs from base 148 to 804 and encodes 218 amino acids. Gene Ontology annotation, biological process: vesicle-mediated transport.